UUCCUACGCGUUUGAAAGCCGCAGAUAAUAUACUAAUUGUUCGUACAAAAAUCGGCUUUAAAGAUCUCGCAUUCUCAGUCUCUGCCUCUCAAUAUGCCCAAGCACAAGUUGCAACUCUUUCCUCCCAACGCCCUUCGCCGAUCGCUCGUCAACCAGAGUUCCCAUCAAUUUUCUGAAAUGGCAACAGACAGUGCAAAAAGUUUUGCAAGAAGGGACCGUCUCUUGGAGAUUGAGCAGAAGGUUCGAAGCUGGUGGGAAGAGAAAGAUGUUUUCAUGGCUGAACCUGGCAAAAACCCACCUGAACCAGACGAGAAGUUCUUUGGCAACUUUCCAUUUCCUUACAUGAAUGGCUUCUUGCACCUCGGACAUGCAUUCUCACUGUCCAAACUUGAGUUUGCUGCCGCUUAUCAUAGAUUAAGGGGCGCUAAUGUGCUCUUGCCAUUUGCUUUUCACUGCACUGGCAUGCCAAUCAAGGCCUCAGCUGAUAAACUUCGUCGGGAGAUUCAACAGUUCGGUGAUCCACCGGAUUUUGCCAAAGAAGAGGAGAAGCAAGUAGAAUCACAACCAGAACCUGACGAUGGACGUGGAAGUUUGCCAGUGGAUAAGUUUAAGGGUAAAAAAUCGAAGGCUGCAUCAAAAUCAGGGGGGCAAAUGUUUCAGUGGGAAAUUAUGCGUAGUUUUGGGCUUUCUGAUGGUGAGAUAUCAAAGUUCCAGGAUCCAUACGAAUGGCUGGGAUUCUUUCCUCCAUUAGCCAUGGAAGACCUUAAAGCUUUUGGCUUGGGUUGUGAUUGGAGACGCUCCUUUGUCACCACAGAAAUAAACCCAUAUUUUGAUUCUUUUGUGCAAUGGCAGAUGAGGAAGCUAAGAUCAAUGGGCAAGAUUGUAAAAGAUGUGCGUUACACAAUCUACUCUCCCUUGGAUGGCCAGCCAUGUGCAGAUCAUGACAGGGCAAGUGGUGAAGGAGUGCAGCCUCAGGAGUAUACUGUUGUGAAGAUGGAGGUGUUGCCACCUUUUCCGACCAAACUGCGGCCAUUAGACGGGAAGAAAGUGUUUCUAGGAGCUGCUACGUUGAGACCUGAGACAAUGUAUGGACAAACAAAUGCUUGGGUCUUGCCUGAUGGAGAAUAUGGAGCUUUUGAAAUCAAUGAAACAGAUGUGUUCAUCCUCACUGAAAGAGCAGCCCUUAACCUUGCAUAUCAAAAUUUCUCAAGGUUCCCACAGAAACCUAGCUGCUUGAUUGAGCUAAGUGGUUAUGAUCUUAUUGGUCUUCGCUUGAAAUCUCCACUUUCUUUCAAUGAGUUCAUAUAUGCUCUUCCAAUGCUCACUAUUCUGACAGACAAAGGCACAGGGAUUGUCACCAGUGUCCCCAGCGAUGCCCCUGAUGAUUACAUGGCACUCCAUGAUUUGAAACAAAAACCAGCUUUCAGGGCAAAGUAUGGUGUGAAGGAUGAAUGGAUAAUGCCCUUUGAUCUUAUACCCAUCAUCAAUAUUCCAGAAUUUGGAGACAUGGCAGCUGAGAAAGUUUGCCUGGAUCUAAAAAUCAAGAGCCAAAAUGAGAAAGAGAAGCUUGCUGAAGCAAAGAGGUUAACAUACCUGAGAGGAUUCACAGAUGGGACAAUGCUUGUUGGAGAAUUUGCAGGGAGAAAAGUCCAGGAAGCUAAGCCAUUGGUCAAGGCCAAGCUCAUUGAAACAGGUGAGGCGAUUCUCUAUAGCGAACCGGAGAAGAAGGUUGUGUCAAGAUCUGGUGAUGAAUGUGUUGUGGCAUUAACUGAUCAAUGGUACAUUACAUAUGGGGAAGAAGAAUGGAAGAAGUUGGCUGAAGAAUGCUUAUCUAAUAUGAAUCUCUACUCUGAUGAGACACGGCAUGUUUUUGAGCACACGUUGAGCUGGUUAAAUCAGUGGGCUUGUUCACGAUCUUUUGGACUUGGGACUCGCAUUCCUUGGGACAAAGAUUUCGUUGUUGAAUCCUUGUCUGAUUCUACUAUCUACAUGGCUUAUUACACUGUUGCACACCUGCUUCAUAAUGAUGACAUCUAUGGCACAAGCAAGUCUCAUCCUGUUCAGCCUGAGCAAAUGACUGAUGAUGUCUGGAAUUUUAUCAUCUGCAAUAGUCCAUACCCCAAAUCAUCUAAUAUACCUUCAUCAAUACUUGAUAAGAUGAAGCAGCAAUUCGAAUAUUGGUACCCGUUUGAUCUUCGAGUUUCUGGUAAGGAUCUCAUACAGAAUCAUUUGACAUUCAGCAUUUAUAAUCAUACAGCAAUCAUGAGCAAGCACCACUGGCCUCGUGGAUUCAGGUGUAAUGGGCACAUUAUGCUCAAUUCUGAGAAGAUGAGCAAGUCUACAGGGAAUUUUAGGACAAUCCGUCAGGCUAUUGAGGAAUUCUCUGCUGACGCAACAAGAUUCUCUCUAGCUGAUGCUGGGGAUGGUGUUGAUGAUGCAAACUUUGUAUUUGAAACUUCAAAUGCUGCAAUCCUCCGCCUGACUAAGGAGAUUUCAUGGAUGGAAGAGGUUCUGGCUGAAGAAUCAUCUCUAAGAACAGGUCCCCCAUCUACUUAUGCUGAUCAAGUUUUUGCAAAUGAGAUGAAUAAUGCUGUCAGAAUGACCGACAAAAAUUACCGAGAUUACAUGUUUAGAGAAGCUCUGAAAACUGGAUUUUAUGAUCUGCAAGCUGCCAGGGAUGAAUACAGAUACUCAUGUGGCAGCGGAGGCAUGAACCGCGACUUGUUGUUUUGUUUUAUGGAUGUUCAGACAAGGCUUAUUACUCCUAUCUGUCCACAUUAUGCAGAAUAUGUUUGGAGGGAGCUUCUGAAGAAGGAUGGAUUUGUGGUGAAGGCAGGCUGGCCAACAGCUGAUGCUCCUGAUCUUACUCUGAAGGCUGCCAACAAAUACUUGCAGGAUUCAAUUGUUCUGAUGAGGAAGCUGCUUCAGAAACAACUCUUGGGUUCAAAGAAGGCAAAUAAGGAUGGAGCUCCAGCUGCAAUUCUAACUGAAGACAAGAUAACAGGUUUGAUAUAUGUAAACGAGCAAUUCGACGGAUGGCAGGCAGAAUGCUUGAGGAUACUUCAAAGCAAAUUUGACAACAAGACCUGUGCUUUUGCCUCUGAUGAAGACAUAAUGGAUGCUUUAAAGAAUAGUUCUAUUGGCAAUGCUACAAACUUUAAAGAGACACAAAAACUUUGUAUGCCUUUCUUGAGGUUCAAGAAGGAUGAGGCCAUUGCAAUUGGGGUUCAGGCCUUGGAUCUGAGGCUACCAUUUGGGGAGAUUGAGGUCCUUCAGAAGAACUUGGACUUGAUUAAGAGACAAAUUGGUCUUCAAGAUGUGGAAGUAUUGUCUGUGGCUGACCCUGAUGCUGUUGCUAAAGCUGGUUCUUAUAAGUCACUACUGAAUCAUAAUCCUCCUUCUCCUGGUAACCCAACUGCCAUCUUCUUAACCAGGUGAGUGAAUUCAUUCACUUGCAACUUAUCGGCCAUCUCUCACCAUUAUCAUUAUGUUCUUACAUCCUUAUUAUUUGGGAAUGUAAAGGUUUUAUAUUAUCAGAAUUACAUUUCUGACAUAAAAGCUGUAGGUGUAGCUUGCUUGUAGCUGCUGCACUCUGUAUUUAAAGGUCAAGUCUUUAUGAAGUAUGCAAGUCUCUCAUAUUGUAAAUGAUAUUUGAUUUGCCAAAUUUAUUUGCUUCUUGUGGUUUUUAA
This is a messenger RNA of Manihot esculenta (cassava), 3689 nucleotides long. Its product is annotated as leucine--tRNA ligase, cytoplasmic. Lineage: Eukaryota; Viridiplantae; Streptophyta; Magnoliopsida; Malpighiales; Euphorbiaceae. The record is from RefSeq and is a predicted model, not a curated record. Bases 94 to 3438 code for a protein of 1114 amino acids. Gene Ontology annotation, molecular function: aminoacyl-tRNA deacylase activity; leucine-tRNA ligase activity; ATP binding. Gene Ontology annotation, biological process: leucyl-tRNA aminoacylation. The transcript has 2 exons.